Eutrema salsugineum is the source of this 1369-nucleotide messenger RNA. RefSeq lists its product as uncharacterized. Gene Ontology annotation, molecular function: oxidoreductase activity, acting on paired donors, with incorporation or reduction of molecular oxygen; iron ion binding; L-ascorbic acid binding. Lineage: Eukaryota; Viridiplantae; Streptophyta; Magnoliopsida; Brassicales; Brassicaceae. The record is from RefSeq and is a predicted model, not a curated record. The coding region runs from base 32 to 1228 and encodes 398 amino acids. The transcript is spliced from 9 exons.
CCCUAGAAUGCGCAUCGCCUCUCUGACCUGAAUGUGCAACCUAAGUCGUCUAAGAUCUAUGGCUCUCGAUUCUUCCGGCAAACAAUCCGAGCAGCAGCAGCCGCAGCAACAACCGCGAGUCGCCCCCGGAAUCGGCGAGGCGGGAUUGAAGCUCCGGAGAAUCCCUAACGAAGAGCAUGAGCCGGAAAGCUAUGAGGAUCUAGAGUUGGAUUUUGACCCGGCUCUGUACAGCUCGCUUGAGCGCCACCUUCCCGAGCAGCUCCUCAAUUCCUCCCGCCUCGACAAGGCUCGUUACAUGAGGGACAUUCUUCACCGAUACUGCCCUGUCACUGAGCGAGUCCGGAUUCAGAGGCAUAGAGAAUACAGGCAGAAAAUCGUGUCUUCUUACCAGCGUCUGCAUGAAGAGAUAUAUUCUCUUGACGCUUCUAGUUUCUUCGCGCCUUCGUUUCUUGAAGCUGUUAGUGGGAAGUCAGAGGAGAGUUUUAAAAACACAUUUGUUCAAUCCAAAUCGGGGAUCUUCACUUUUGAAAUGCUUAAGCCACGGUUUUGUGAAAUGUUACUAGCAGAGGUUGAACAUAUGGAGAGAUGGGUCUAUGAUUCAAGAUCCACGAUAAUGAGACCCAACACGCUGAACAAAUUUGGUGUUGUCCUUGAUGAUUUUGGCUUUGAAAGCAUGCUCCAGAAGCUGGUUGAUGACUUCAUUAGUCCUAUAGCUAAAGUUUUGUUCCCGGAAGUCUGUGGAACCUCUCUAGAUUCUCACCAUGGCUUUAUUGUUGAAUAUGGAAAAGAUAGGGAUGUUGAUCUUGGGUUUCACGUGGAUGACGCAGAGGUUACUUUGAAUGUCUGCUUGGGUAAACAAUUUUCUGGUGGGGAGCUGUAUUUCCGAGGUGUGAGAUGCGACAACCAUGUGAAUUCCGAAAGCAUUGAAGAGGAAGUUUAUGAUUACUCUCAUGUACCUGGUCAUGCUGUUCUUCAUCGUGGGCGUCACCGCCAUGGUGCUAGAGCUACAACUGCUGGACACCGAGUCAACUUGAUUCUGUGGUGUAGAAGCUCAACUUUUCGAGAUAUGAAGAAUUUUCAAACAGAGUUCUCAGGGUGGUGCCCAGGAUGCAAACGUGAUAGACAGAAUAGGCAGCAAGCGUCAAUCAAAGCAACUACAGAGGUGCUGAAGAGGAGAGCAGCAGAGAAGGUGCUUGCUGAGCUCGCUUCAAGAUCAUCUGCCAACUAAAUUAAACUGGGAUAUGCCAAAAAAUCCUGUCGUCUUUGUAUCAUUUCAGUGACUAUGUAUAUAGAGGCAAGGGAAAUGGUUUGUUUGUACUCAUUGAAAUAUCUUUGUCAAGGGUAAAUUUUGUUCCAUUUUACAGGAUUG